AUGAGGGAACGACCGUUCAACGUCGUCAUUAUCGGAGCCGGGAUCGCCGGGCUCGCAGCAUCUAUCUUUCUAGCUGAAAAGGGCCAUAAUGUCACUAUACUCGAAGCCGCCCCAAAGCUAGCAGCCGUGGGUGCUGGGAUUCAGCUUCCACCAAAUUCUAUGCACGUUCUGAAAAGACUUGGGGUUGCGAAAUUAUCUUGCUGGCCAAGGUCGAUCUAUUUGAAGCGGUGGAAAGAUGGGAGCGUGGUUGUCCAGACGCCUUUGCAGCCUGACAUCGAACAGCGGUAUGGCGAACCAUACUUGUUGAUUCAUCGGGCAGAUAUCCACGAGGUCCUUCUUGACCGGGCGUCCAAAGCUGGGGUCAAGAUCACCUUGGAUACGUAUGUCUCCAUCAUCAACGAGGCUGAGCCGUCGGUCAUUAUUGGGGACGGCACGAAACUGACGGCGGAUUUGAUCAUUGGUGCAGACGGUCUCAAGUCGCACGUGCGAAAAGCCGUCUUGAAUGGCCAGGAUGUCAGCAUACGUUUCUCCCCGAGCUGCGUCUACCGAACCCUGAUUCCUGCGUCAUCAUUACGAAGCAAUCCGGAGUUGAGGCCUCUGAUUGACAAUGUAGACGCGUUAUAUUGGGUCGGACCCAAAGCGCACAUCAUAGCAUACCAUAUCAGCAACAGUACUCUGUACAACUUUGUUUUGUGUGAUUCAAGCACGCCGUCGGUGGGAUUGGUCCCGAAAGUGGUGCCGUUAAGUGAGCUCCAAGCGAGAUUCAGCGACUGGGACCCCAUCGUUCGCCAGCUCAUCGACCUGGUCCCGGAACCUCUCAAAUGGCAGCUCGCCGAGAUCGAGGAGCAACCUACAUGGGUCUCAAAAUCCGGGAAGGUAGUGGUCAUUGGAGACGCCAGCCACGCGAUGGUUCCGCAUCUUGCCCAGGGCGCUGCUAUGGCUCUGGAGGAUGCCGCCGCCCUGGCGGAAUGUGUGGGCAGGGCAACCGAUCAGACAGACCUUCCCGUCCUCAUGGAUCAUUUCCAAGACAUGCGUCGGGAGCGAUGCUACCGGAUCCAGCGAGAGGCUUGGGCGCUUGGUGACAUGUGGCACCUUCCCGACGGACCGGAUCAGGAGAGACGCGACCAGCACAUGCGCCAGGCUGGCCAUGAGAAAUGGUCGGUCUCCAAGAGCGAAAAUCCAAACCGCUGGGACGACUCAAAGUUCCAGCCGUUUCUCUUUGGCUACGAUGCCUUUCAGGAGGCGACCGCCUACCUUAACUGGCACUAUGCUCCGGAUCGAAGGUCUAUAGAUCCGCAGAGAUGA
This is a messenger RNA of Cladophialophora immunda, 1305 nucleotides long. RefSeq lists its product as uncharacterized. NCBI's taxonomy places the organism in Eukaryota, Fungi, Ascomycota, Eurotiomycetes, Chaetothyriales, Herpotrichiellaceae. Gene Ontology annotation, biological process: secondary metabolite biosynthetic process. The record is from RefSeq and is a predicted model, not a curated record. The coding region runs from base 1 to 1305 and encodes 434 amino acids. Gene Ontology annotation, molecular function: monooxygenase activity; FAD binding. The transcript is spliced from 5 exons.